ACAAUAGUUCAUAGGCAAUUGACCAGUUCAUACCACAAAAUAAAACAUGGAAAAGGGGGUAUAUUGCGAGGAAGCUCUAAUCAAUGGCUAUAUUGUAAAAUUGGGUAUUUAAAGUGGGAAAAACAUGUAGAUAAAGGGACGUAUAGUGAGGGGAUCAGGAGGAGUUAAAGGGGAUCAGGAGAGACUUAAAUCUGAAGAGAUGAUAUUUCGUGGAUUCAAGGAGUUUAAAGGUGUCUUUACAGGUUAGGAGUCAAUAGAUAGCGAAAUAUCCGCUUCUAAGUCUUCUAUUGUAAACUUGUUAUCAGGGUUAAUAAAAACAAAGGACUACUGGAAUAUAUAUUUAAAUAUAAAUAUAUAUCUAAUAAAAUAUCUAGUUCUAUUGAUUUGCGGGCUGAAACAGAUGUAUUAGUAGAGCUUUUUGUAAAACGAAAGAAAUCUUAAAUAUUAGGGAUAAAGUAUAGGUAAAAUAGACAGCAAAUGAAGAAAUGUAUGAUUUAGAUACUUUGAAUAAUUAUUUUCCAUUGAGUAGUUGCUCAGGUGAAAGAUCUGAAAUUCUUUCAUAUCAAGGUCAAUUAAGAACUGCACCUAAAAAUAUGGUGAUAAAAAAAUCAUUAGAAGAUGGAAAUGGGGGAAAAGCUGUAUUACCGUCAGUAGAUACGUUAAAUUCAUUGCAAAUUACUACAGGGAUACAAGGAAAGCCAUAUUCAUAUGCACAAUUAAUUACUUAUGCAAUUGCAACCUCAUCAUCCCAGAAAAUGACAUUAUCAGAAUUGUAUAAAUGGUGUAUAGAUAAUUUUCCAUAUUUUAAAGAAACACCCAAUCAAGGGUGGAAGAACAGUAUUCGGCAUAAUCUUAGUUUAAAUAGAAAUUUUAUACGAAUACCAAGACCUAUUAAUGAGCCGGGAAAGGGAAGUUAUUGGACAUUGAAUAGAGCUGUAUUGAAAAAUGGGGCCGAUGCAUCUAAUAGACUAAAAAACUAUAGACAUUAUAAUGCUUUCUCGAAAAAAAAUGGUUUUAAUCAAUUUAUUAAAUUAAGCACAGACAAUAAUUUAUUAUAUCAACAUCCUACACAAUUAUCCUAUCACCCACAAGAAAAUAUUAAUAUGUCUCAAUCGUCUAUUAAUAAUUUUAAUUUACAAAUGGCAUCUUCACCAGACAUGCAAAAAGUACUUCAUUCUCAUCUCUUCGAGUAUUAUCCAACCUUUUAUAAUCAUCCAGUUUCUGCGUCUUCAUCUAUGCGGCCUUAUAAUAUGCCCUUAUAUAAUAGUGUUUUGCAAGAAAAUACUCAAUAUUCUCUAGAUUCUUCCUACUAUCAUCAGAGUAACAAAGCUCAAGAGGGACUUUUAUUUGACAUUUUGCAAUAUCAACAAUUUGAACUUCAUCACGCAAAUAAAACUAAAUUAAGCCCUAACAAAGACUCCCUUGUAACUCAAUCCAUAUUUUUGCAUCAAUCAAGUUUUUAAUCAUGAAAAUAACUAUAGGGUGUUGUAAUAAUAUAUCUUUGUAUA
Messenger RNA from Pneumocystis carinii B80, 1508 nucleotides. RefSeq lists its product as hypothetical. The transcript is spliced from 2 exons. NCBI's taxonomy places the organism in Eukaryota, Fungi, Ascomycota, Pneumocystomycetes, Pneumocystales, Pneumocystaceae. The record is from RefSeq and is a predicted model, not a curated record. Gene Ontology annotation, cellular component: nucleus. Gene Ontology annotation, biological process: regulation of transcription by RNA polymerase II. Gene Ontology annotation, molecular function: DNA-binding transcription factor activity, RNA polymerase II-specific; RNA polymerase II cis-regulatory region sequence-specific DNA binding. Bases 486 to 1463 code for a protein of 325 amino acids.